CAAUAAGAAUCAUGAACUCAAAGCCUUCCAUCCAGCCCAAAUACAACAUGAACCGGUGUCCAAUACACAUUAUAUUACCUAUUCUGACCAUCAUUCUCCCUUAUAUAUCCACACUAAACCUUCCUAGUGGAGACCCCGCGCCGGGGAGAUCGCCAGGACCCCCCUUUUCUGAGAUCGAGGAUUAUGAUGAAACAACAACCAGUGAAGUGACCACAGUGCAGGUGAUAACUGACGCGUGUGAAUACGCGCGGAUUUCGAGUGAAAGUGAGCAGAUAGUGACACUGAGUGAGACGGAAAGUGAUGUGAAAUUGACAGUUAGCCACGCCGUUUUUGAUACUACAGAGCUGGUUCGUGGUGUUGUGUAUGAUGUGCACCUGCAGUUCAACGCACCAUCCCUCUGGGACUAUGCGCUUCACUCGAUUGUUGGCUCCAGCAUCAAAGGGAACUUCACGCCAACAAGCUUCUCCGAGAAGGCCUGCCUCGCUCCCCCCUACUUCAUACCGAAAAGGAACACUCGUGCGCACAUGUGGUCUAGUGAAUUUAGGACGAAAAGUGUUUACUUUAAGCCGCGGAGAGUUCGGUCGAUACGUAAACGGUUUCAUAGAUUUCUGCCAGCGCUGGUUGUCAGUGGACCUCUGGAAGGGCGAAGUGGUGUUGCAUUGAAGUGGUCCAUUGAUGCUGUUCAUUUAGAUACAGAGGAAACUAGUGUUGUUUUUAGGUUACGUUAUAGGACGACAACGAGUGCCACCAUUUACCAAGUGUUCUUUACUAAAACUUUAAGAUUAGAUUGUGCUAUAAGAAUUCGUAACCGCUCUGGGCGCAUACAUUCCGGCCACCUACCUCGCUCGCAUGGCUGCCACCUCAUAUUCCCUCAACCCUCGCCACGAAACGCCCUCCUCAUAGAACUACACAAACUCAAUGUACCUUGUUCUUCAGGGUAUAUCAGGUUCUCCCCAAACACCCCCACGAUAUGUGGGAAACUGGAACAAAUACCACUUCAAUCCAGAAGGUAUCUUUAUCAGUCUUCGUCCAAACCAGAACUAGAACUGCACGGUCGACCUACGUUCGCCGCAAUCUACCGUCUAGUAGACCACUGCCAUGAUGUCCUACUGACGGCCAGAAACGGCUCGUUCGACGUCGGCCCAACUGUCAAACUCCUCUGCUCCUAUAAAAUACAUUUACCCUAUGGAAACCGUGUUGCGUUGCGGCUCCAAAUGGGCACAAAGCCAAAUGAAAACUCUAAUGUCAUCCACGAGGAGUCCAAAGUUUUUUGCAAAGGAAUGGAACUGACCCUUCAAGAUGGAGAUUCCAGAUGGAAGCAUUGCUCCCAGCCUGGUGAUCCUCUACGAAGUGUACAGAUUAUAUCCGAAGGCAAUUCGAUUAGACUCAACGUUAGUAUACUUGCUAAAAAGAAUUCUUCUGCCAUGUGGUUAAAAGUUUGGUGGAUGGAUAAGCCAAUGGAAGAUAUGGUUGGAAACUGCGAGUUCAGUUGGAUAGCAUCUGGUGACUUCUGUGUAUCUGCUAUUAGGGAUAUUAAAAAGUCUUGGAAACAAGCGGAAGCAGAGUGUGUGAAACUUGGAGGGCAUUUAGCCAGCCUAGCGAAUGAGCAUCAGCAACAAAUUUUAGACCAACUUUUAUCCCACGCGCCUGGAAGCCACGAAGACGACGUCUAUUGGAUAGGAGCCACUGACUCCGUUCAUGAAGGGGAGUUCCGGUGGUCUGACGGUCUACCUUUCUCUUACGCACACUGGUUUCCUGGAUGGCGAAAGCAUGCGAGUCAGCCGAAUGAUGACGGGACAUCUGGACAAGAUUGUGUGGAAGUUCGCAGAGCUAUGCCACCACGACCAGCUCACCCCACCUUCUUAUGGAAUGAUAGAAGCUGUAGAGAGCAUAACUUCUUUGUGUGCGAGCGGCCUGGCGCAAAUGACCCAUACAAGGCUUCGUAUGUCCAGUGCAACGAAACCAUAGUCCUGUCUCACUCUUAUCAACACGCAACGGUCUCGAGCCCCGGCUUUCCUCGUCCGUAUCCUGAUGAUGCCGAGUGCGUGACUGAAUUACGGGCACCACCACAGCAUUCGAUAAGGCUGCAAUUCGAAGAGCUGCUGACAGAACAUGAACCUCAUUGCAGUUACGACUUCUUGGAGAUCUUAGAGCCGAAUAUAGACAACGUCACAGUACAUGAAGAUUGGUUGGGAACAGAACAUCACUCAUACAGCUCGGAAAAUGAGGUGUUUGAAGAACUGGAGACGCUGAUCCCAGAAUCUGACUCUAUUAGCGCUGGAUGGUCACGUGAUUCAGCAGUUCGCCGGCGCCGCCUCUGCGGGGAUUGGGGAGGGAAACUGAAACUCUUGCGAUAUCAGUCACGGGGCCAUAUUUUACGAAUUCGCUUCAGAUCGGACCAUUCAAGACACUACGCCGGAUACCGGGCGAAAGUGACGUUAGCAGACUCACAGUCAUGUAUGGACUCGAAGCAAAUCCUCUUCAAUGGCUACUGUUAUCUCUUUUCCGGAUAUCCACGGGCGUCUUGGACUACAGCCAAACAGGUUUGCGAAGGCUUAAACAUGCAUUUAGCCUCCGUCCAUACGUCAGAUGAAGAGCGAUUCCUUGUGUCAGGCAUCAGAACAAGCAGCGAUUACAGCGCUGGUGCAAUCUACUGGCUCGGUGGUUAUCUAGCUAAUGAAGAACUCAGCUGGAUUGACGGCAGCGCUUUAGGAUACCAAGCAUGGCCGCCUUACAACGAUACUGAGGAGUUCGAUGAGGCUUGCUUAGCUGUACAGUGGAAAACAUCUCCAGUGCCUUCGCAGCCCAGCGGGUUGUACUGGUCGCUUCACAAAUGUUCAGUAACCGGAGGUUACGUGUGCAAACGACGCCUGAAACCUGAAUACUUAGUCAAGAAUGAAACGGUUGAAGGAGAUUCUGGUGUAAUAAGCAGUCCCAACUUUCCGGCACUGUAUGACACCGAUUUGGACCACUUCACCUUGAUUCGAGGACCACCUGCCACGCGGCUGGUCUUCAUCUUCGAAACCAUUGAUUUGGAGUACCAGGGCAAUUGUCUAUAUGACUAUAUCGAGCUUCGUGAUAUAAUUAGUAUGAAAUCAUCAAGAUACUGCGGAACAGUGGACGGCGUUCGGUGGGUCUCCUCAAAGAAUGAGGCGCUUCUGCAUUUUCAUUCAGAUUAUAGCGUUCAAGGCACGGGGUUUCUUGUUAAAUGGCAUGCGGUAGAGUUGUCAGGUUGUCCUUCAAAAACAUUUACUUCUAAAGAAGGAGUCAUCACAAGCCCAAACUACCCUCAUUUUCUUUUACCUGAUCUGGACUGUACCAUGGAUAUUCUUGCUCCUACAGGAAAGCGCGUAUUUCUUAAUAUCAGUUUCUUCGAUUUUGGAUACGGAUCGUUUUUAAAUGGAAUUCCUCGAAACAUAACAAAUGUUAUCCCAAAAGACAAUUAUCUGGAGAUCCAAGUUGACUCACAUAUAGACCCCAUUCGCCCAUUUCUGGAUCCAAAUAUUUUGACCAACGGAUUAUUUGUUUCCACCUCGGAGGUGAUCCGAUUGAGGCUGAAAACUGGAAGAAAUGUUACUGGAGUUGGGUUUCUGGCACAUUUUAAAACUGUUAGCUUCCUCAAUAUAUCCAACGUGGUGGAAUUGGGUGACGUUCGUUCUGGCAAGAUUUCGUCUCCCAAUUGGCCAAGCGCUGGUCCUUCGCACGCCAGAGUCCGGACUAGACUAAUCGCUCCACACGGAUUUAUUCUAUCUGUGUUCUUUGCAAGUACUGUACUGGUCCCCAACACUGGUGUAUGGCCAUGUGGUGAUGGAAAAGGGUGGAUUGAGGUACAAGAUAGUUACACAGACAACAAUGGGACCACGUGGAUGUUAUGCGAGAACAAUCGACUCACGCGCAGUUUAGAAGCUACUGUUCCUCUCGUUAUCAACUCUUAUCUCCAUACACUUGUUGUCACGCAGCAUUCUGCCGAACGACCUGUUAACAUUGAUGUUUCUCUGGUUGUUAAAAAUGAUCCAGAAUACCACAGUAAAAUUCUCCUUCUCCCAGAUGAUACAAGUAUAGAGUCGUGUUAUCCAAACCCUUGUUUGCACGGAGCUCGCUGCGCAAACGAUGACACCAAGAAAUUCUGCCAAUGCUCAGGAUAUUAUACUGGUGUAUUCUGUUUGAUAACUGCCUGCGAGCGAUCGCCUUGCUUGUUCGGUAACUGCUCUUUGUCAGAAGACCCCGACGAUGUCGGUUUCAAGUGCUCGUGCGCACGUGGGUAUAAAGGAAAACGAUGCUCUGAACGAAUACGUCCCUGCGCUUCUAAACCUUGCAAUCAUAGAGGCGCUUGUCUGGAAAAGGAUGGAUCGUUUCUCUGUCAGUGCAAUCCAUCUUGGAAAGGGAAACGUUGCGAAAUGCCAAAUCCAACACCGAACAUCAUCGGAUUGGGUGCUAGAAUGAUGCAAGAGCCAUUUUGGCUCGGCCUCUUCGCCGUAUUCUCUGUCUUAGGAAUGGUUGGUUUGAUUUGGUGUGCGAAACGGCAUUUCCCUGAGAAAAUUGAAAAAUUACUAGCGGAAGAGGCGGACAGGUGUGCAAGACGAUCACCAUCACCUCGUAAAAAACGCAACAAUUCAACACCAACUAAGAAAAAUGCAGCUGAAAAGAAGCAAAUUUUACAGCAGCUUAUAAGUCCCGCGGCCACCAGCGAACAUUCAAAAAAAAUUACAAUGUGCGAGUUAAUACAGAUGUCUGAAAAGAAAACCUUAAGCACAGUAGAGAGUGCUCCCGCUUUUGUACAAUACGGCAUAGAAAAUAAGGAUACGUCAUUUGCAAGUGAAGCUUCCUCCCCUUCCACAUCACCGUCAAUGCGCCAAAUAUCGGAUCCAAAAUUAGAGAAAAAAGUUACUUUCGCUAGAUUAUUAAAUAAGGUUUCAGCUGAAAUGAGUUCUAGUUCUGACGCAGACAUGGUGAAUACAAUAGCUAUACCAAUGGCAGUUAUUUCUGAUAGAACUUUAAAAGCUAAGGCAUCCAGUACGCCACCUUCUCCGGGAGUUGAAAUAAGGUCACCACAUAGCACAUCAAGCAAUCAAGGAAGUGACUCUAUGUCCAGUUUAGAUUUAACUGCUCAUUCCACGCUGAAAAAGUCUUCCAGGACGCCCAAAAUCUCAAGUGCAGACUCAAUCUUAGCGAUGUUUCGAAACUUUUCAUCGUCAGCAGCUCUUACAUCUCGCGCUUCGUCCGGUGGAAUAUCCAUAUCGAGUACACCAACAGCCUCAUCUCCACAAGAUGAUACCAUGGAUGCUGAUGAUGUGUCGAUUAGUUCUUUUCAUAUACCUUCCUUAGCGCCUGACUCGCCGAUAGCUAGACCUCAUAACACCAUUGAAAUUCAGGUCGUCGAUCCGCUAAAUGCCCAUAAACCAUCAUCAUCUAGCAAUUUACUGCAUCCUCCGUCCAUCCUCCUUGAGGUUCCGAGUUCUAUAAACAAGUGCCUAUCUCCAAUUCGGGAGUUACCUACCCCACUUCCUACUCCCUUACCUACCCCCCUUCCUACUCCACUGCCAUCUCCCAGGAUGCCAAGAGUCAAAGUAGAACCAGAUAAUAAAAGUGAAUCAACGUUAACGUGUAUCUCACCUAGCGAAGACGAACUGGAGGAAAUUAAAACGGAAAAAUUUCGACCAUUUCCUGAUUUGCGUUUGAAGCUACGUCGCCCAGAAAUAUAUCCAGACACGCCAACUUCAUCUACAUUAGUCACCGACUCUCCAAGUCCCAGUUUUACGCACAGUCAUGAUUCUGAGCAUGAAAUGUCUUCUCCAUCUCCCGCCACAACAUCUCUUCGAGUACCCGUUCUUACAAUAGAGAGACCUUCGCCGGGUUCACCUCCACCGAGAAGAACCCCACCACAUUUAGAGUUUCAACCUCCCUUAAUAACGGUUACGUAUAAUGCAAGCGAAGAAUCUGAUGAACCACUGUCUCCUAGACCUCCACCAUCGUCGUCAAAUAUGUGUUAUUUGAGUCCUUUCUCGAUGGCAGUGCGAGGUGAGCGAGCCCCGUCUGAAUCAAAUCUAUCCUCAUCGGGAUACAGUUCCAUGGCCAGCCCCGGUCCGUCCCGAUGUGGUUCCAGCAACCCCUUAUGUCCUUCGGAAAUGGAGGACCCGGGCUCCGGUGGUGGUCCUUCGUGCUUUCAAUCUAGACGGCGACCCCUAAUGAAAACCAACUCUAGUCCGGCGACAUCCAAUGAAGGCUGUGACGAUAGGCGGAGAGGUAGAUCCGAUUCUGAAACGUUAUCUGAUGAUCCGUUAUUGGAAUCAAAUGAUGAAGGCAUCGGGACCGAUGAGAGAGUAGAUGACUUGCCUUCGAGUGCGAAAGAAAUGGAGACUCUUGUAGUUUUAAAAGAAACCUUAGAUAUACCGUUACCGCCCUUGUGUCCGCUUGGUGUAACAAAAUGUACUAUAGUUAAAUGUAUAAGUGUAGAACGUGGCCUAGACGAGAAGGCGUGUCUUCGACCCCCUACGUUAUUUUCGGACUGUAGUCGUCCGUUAAGUCCAGUUAGCUCUAGAAGCGAGAGUCCUCUUAGUGAUAAGACCGGUAUGGGAAGGUUUUCUCCUCAAUUCGGGCGACCAUUACCGUUCACUGAUUCCGAUGGCCUUUACGACUUUCCCAGUACUGAGAGUGUAAAGGGAAAUACUUGUAAAAGUAGUGGCAGUUCACACAGAAAGUCAGGAAGGAGAAAAGAUAAGAAAUCUUCGAGGACGGUGUCGCAUGAAGUGACGGGAGCAACAAAAUCUACUCUACCUCAUAUGCCACAUUCCAUGCAUAAUUUGUUGGAGGUACCAUGUUACAACCGAGGCCGCAAAGUCGGCAGAAGACGCUCACGUUCCCAAGUGCCAGCACUUGCUUCCUCGUCAUCAUCAGAGGAAUCUGUUUCCAACGCCUCAGUGGCAUCUAUUGCUUCGGCGAGGGAACUGAGGCUUCCAGACUUGGACAUGCAGGUCUACACGCAAAUAUCGCGACCUAUUGCUUCACACUCAGAGCCAACACGUCUGAAGAAACCGUUCCGCCGACAGAAAUGCCGAAGUUCAGAGGACACAACUUCAAAGAUAUCGUCUAGUUUAGAUUUAACUGAGGGAUCUCGGAGACCCGUGAAGGUUAACAAGUUGAGGACUAUUAGUAAUCAGAUAAGGUUUCUCCGUCGCCUAGAAAGAAGUUUAAAAAUGAAGCAAAGCUAUCCUGUAAUAUCUGACGAUGAAGGGGACGAGUCCUCCAGUGUCACGUCACCUUUACUCCAGGGCAGGAAGGACCACAACCGAUUGCCAUGUCACGCGAUAUCAGCUCCUCUGUUAAGUGCUGCAAGACCCAAAAUCACGAGGCAAAGACGUUACGAUAAGUCGUUCGUUCACGAUGAAACGAGAACGUUAAGUGCUGCUCCCGAUAAUUCAGACUAAUUAUAACAUUUUUUAUCGUUUUGUAUUCAAACAUUUACAUUAGCAAGAUAUCAUUUAAAGGAAUAUACUGAAAAUGUUUCUAAAACCUUAAGAUCCCAAUCAGUUGGUUGAAGGCAGAUAUUUGAGUCUCCGGUGGUAGUUGUAAAGUCUCAUUUAAAAAUUUAAAUGUGAAUUCAUAACAUUAUUUACUUGAUAACUAUAUUUAUAUGUAUUUGAUUAAAUCCCUAAAAUAUGUUUUGAAGAGUCUGUAGAUGCGAUCCUUUUUUACUAAGAGCCAAUACAUUGUCUUACCACACACUGUUGCCAAGUUGCGUACCGAAAUUUCCAAAUAAAACGUAUAAUCAUCACCUCACAGCAAAAUAACUUCUCUUAUCAGUCCUCAAAUCUCAUUGAAAUCCAUCCAUAUUUUCUCGUCUGUAUUCUGCGUUAUGGUUCGUACUUAAGUUACGGCAAAACGUUUAAAUCGUACAAUUUUUAUAUCAACUAUACUUUGACAAGUCGCAUUCGAAAUUUUACAAUAUUCUAAGCUAAUGUGAUAUGUAGUAAGUGACAUGGAAUUGUAGUGUUGUUAACGUAGACUAUAGUGCCAUUAUCUUUCGUUCGGCGUGUUCUUAGUGAGUUUAUCUAGUGAAAUAACAAUGUAAAUAAUUUUCUCAUAGCAAUAACUUGUUUUAUAGAUUGUACGAAGUAUUUUAAGCAAUUGAAUAAUAGGACAUAAUCCCAUCUUAUGAAACGUAAUUGUCAUUGCAUCAAUUUGUUCAUUAAUUUCGCACUCCGCUAUUUUAUUAAUACUAUCUAUUGUUACAAAUGUUUUUGUAAAUAUUUUUUAAACAUAUUGCUCAAAUGCAUAUUUUGUGAAGUUGUCUUUUGCGCACUUUUUGCUACUUUGUAAAUAAUUUACUUUAUAAUGUAAAUACCGGGACAUGAGAGAAUUUUUCUUUCUUCGUGUAUUUAUGAGAAGACUUGUAAAUUUUUAGAGUUAGUUGAAAAACGAAAGGCCCAAAAAAAUCUGUAUACCAAAUGCACAAUUACUAUAUUUAUCUAGGCACCAUUAAGGACCGUAGCUAACUUGCAUUAAAAA
This is a messenger RNA of Pieris rapae (cabbage white), 8505 nucleotides long. RefSeq lists its product as uncharacterized. The transcript is spliced from 29 exons. The record is from RefSeq and is a predicted model, not a curated record. Gene Ontology annotation, molecular function: calcium ion binding; serine-type endopeptidase activity. The coding region runs from base 12 to 7424 and encodes 2470 amino acids. Lineage: Eukaryota; Metazoa; Arthropoda; Insecta; Lepidoptera; Pieridae.